This is a messenger RNA of Pyricularia grisea, 1217 nucleotides long. RefSeq lists its product as uncharacterized. Gene Ontology annotation, biological process: protein transport; vesicle-mediated transport. The record is from RefSeq and is a predicted model, not a curated record. NCBI's taxonomy places the organism in Eukaryota, Fungi, Ascomycota, Sordariomycetes, Magnaporthales, Pyriculariaceae. Gene Ontology annotation, cellular component: intracellular membrane-bounded organelle. The coding region runs from base 82 to 645 and encodes 187 amino acids. The transcript has 2 exons.
CUCUUUCGUCUGAAAGCGUUUCAACUUGCACCAUCCUCAUUCAGACCUUGAACGGCCGACGAAGCUGGCAGGCUGCCCAUCAUGAUAAACGCGUUCUUGGUCUUUAAUGGCCAAGGCCAACCCCGGUUGACCAAAUUUUACACUCAACUGGAGACGAGCAUGCAGCAGCGCCUCAUAUCCGAAAUCUUUACGCUCGUAUCCAACCGACCCACAGGCUCGUGCAACUUCCUCCCUCUCCCUCCGCUCCUCGCCGCUUCGGGCACCUCGCACACCGACUCGACAGAACAGAACGACGUGCCGUCUCUCGUCACGUACAGAAACUACGCUACGCUCUUUUUCAUCGUCAUCUCGACCGCCACCGAGUCUCCGCUCGCACUCAUCGACUUGAUCCAGGUCUAUGUUGAAGCCCUGGACAAGCUCUUUGAGAAUGUGUGCGAGCUGGACCUCAUCUUCAACUUUGAGACGCUGCACUCAACCCUGAGCGAGAUGAUUGUCGGCGGCGUAGUCGUCGAGACAAACUUGGAUCGGAUCGUCGCCGGCGUGCGUGCACAAGGCACUGUUGCCAAGAGGCAGACAAACGAGGGGAGGGGAGGCGGCGGUGGUAUAGGAUCUGGUUUGGGCAUAGGGGUCUGGCAUGGAAGGUGACCAGGUAGUGGGCGAUUGCAUUCCAUACCGGGGGCAUCAAACCGUGACCUAUUGAGAUUCGCCGCUGUUGCUGCAAAGCCGUGGAGGACUUCUCCAUCUCAAGGGGUCUUGAUCGAAGCUGGUCCUUGGGCAUACCACAAAUUCUGCAAGAACCCACAGAUGCCAACCACAGCAUUGACAUAAAGCGUUGUACCGCCGCGACCCGGGACAGGAUUGCAUAUGCGAAGAGCAGGUCCAGCCCUGAUAGAAGACUACAGGUGCAAACAGGAGCGGAUCUGAUGGUGGAACAGAAAGCAGUACGCCAGUGCUCAUGCUGAAAUGCUAACGGCUACAUUAUAUUAUACAAGAGGAGGUAAGAGAGGUCGACCAGGUAUUUUACUGAGGAUUCUUAUUGAAAUCCGGGCGCGCUGUUGUGCUUUGGAUGGGAGCUUUUGUCCCCAUGUCAAGAGUGUAUCCGAACUGCGCCCAGAACCCCUUUUUGAUCUGAAAGAGUGUAAAAUCUAGUUAGGAGACGUCCAUCCAAUCUCGAUGUAAUGAAGCAGGUCAGUAAAGACCGGUUGUACGUACCCCGA